Oldenlandia corymbosa var. corymbosa is the source of this 1820-nucleotide messenger RNA. Lineage: Eukaryota; Viridiplantae; Streptophyta; Magnoliopsida; Gentianales; Rubiaceae. The record is from the annotation of a GenBank genome assembly.
GACGGGUCAAUUUCUACGUUGGACUUUGACACACACAGUUAGGUUUUGUUUUCUUUCAGGAGAGAGUUUGUAGUAUUGUACUCCUGCCUUUUCAGAACUACUAUGAGCUCAUUCUUUUCCUUAAUUUCUAGUCCUUGAAAAAACAAAUCUCUCCCCAUAAAUGUAAACCUCAUAUAUUUCCAGCAAAGUGUAUAUAGGUUUGACUUGAUAUUUGGGGGAAUAUAUGUUCUACAUAUGUAUGUUGAGUUUGGAGAAAAGCAAGUUGCAUCUUCAUAUCUCUUGAGUCUACCAAGUUGUGGUCUCUAUAUUGAAGUAUAAACUCAUACUUACGAUGUGAUGAUUGUCGAUCGAUGUCUAGCUAGUUUCGCGAAAAAGAUCCAAAGGAGUGAAACAACAACAAAUGGAGGAUAGAGCAAAAUCGGGUUUGAAUUUGUUCAAGGAUAUUGGAAAGGGAGAUAUUGAUGAUGAAAGCUGUACCAGGACUAAAACAAGCACCGGAAGUUCGAGCAACAGCAUCGUUGACGAUAGUUCAACGACGACAACUAUGGAGAAAAAGAUGAACUCGGGCGGAUCAAGUAGUACUACUGGGGUCAGACAGUAUGUAAGAUCUAAGAUGCCAAGGUUGAGAUGGACUCCGGAUCUUCAUCUGUGCUUUGUUGAAGCCAUUGAGAAGCUUGGAGGCCAGGAAAGAGCUACACCUAAACUAGUUCUGCAACUCAUGAAUGUCAAGGGCCUUAACAUUGCUCAUGUAAAAAGCCACUUACAGAUGUACCGGAGCAAGAAGAUUGAUGAUCAAGGCCAAGUUAUAAAUGAAAGAGGGUUUCUUUUCGGGAGACCAGAUGACUUUCUAAUGAACAAUAGUACUUGGCAAUUUCCAACACUUGAUCCAGGAAUUUGGUCGCGAUUGAGAUUUAAUAGAGAAGACUGGAGAAGCAACAAUGAUAUAAAUUGGACAACCUCUCCAGGCUGUAGUACUAGGCAUGUGAAUAUGAUCAAAAGGGGUGUUUUUGCAGAAGAUGUUUAUGGAGGUUUUUACCAAAACAAAGCAAAUGGUUCCAUUUUUACCCCACAAGAGAGCAAUAAAGCUCAUGAUAAUUCGUGGCAAGAGUUUGCAUUAUUGCAUGAUCGACCCAAAAUUAAUCAGAGCUUUGUCCGGUCAUCGGUGUUAGAACCCAUUCCAAAAUCCCAGCUACAAGGUAUAGAAGAUAGAGUGAUAAGAAGCACAAUCACUAGUGAAGUUAGACCGGAGAAAUUCAUUCAUCCGGCCAAGAGAAAAACUCCGGAAAGUGGGAUUGAUCUGAAUCUGUCUUUAGGUAUGAGAAACGACCAAGAAAGUGGCAAAAGAGCGCGAGGUAGUCAUCGGAUUGUGGAGGUGGAAGAGGAAGAAGUGGAUAGCAGUUUGUCACUUUCUCUAUUUCCCGAGGCUUCUACAAGAGAAAAAGCUUGUUCAGUUUUAGAUUACUCUAAGUUUAGAGGGUUGAAUAACAAUCACGAAGGUAGUAACUUUAGGAACCCAACAUUGGCGAGUACUCUUGAUCUGACUAUAUGAAUUUACUCGUAUAAAUUCUAGUGAGAUCUUGCUGGUACUCGCACAAUAGGGUUCUUUUCAAUAUUUUUCAUUUUCAUAUGAGGAUAUUUCUUUUGGAGUAACUUUGGUUAAAUUGAAGGUUAAAAUCUCUCUACUUUGAAUUUCACUAAAUUGUAUCUAUAUCAUUUUUAGUUAUGGCUUACUUAAAAUGACUUUUGUCAAUUUUAGAUUCUCUUGUUAAUAAAAUCCAAUAGCUAUAUAUGAUCCAUAUAUGUAACGCAACCGCCUUCUU